UUACCUUGAAUCAUCGAAAAAUCCGAAAAUCGUAUACCGAGAGCUAUCUUCUUCGAUUUCUCUAUUGAUUUUUGUUGAAGUGGUUUGAGGAGUAAUGGAUCUAGGAAGCAUGGAACAAUUAUAUGCUAGGGAUUUGGUGUAAGAGGCACGAAAUCGUGGCCUUAAUCGUUUCGUAUGGCUGCUAUACGUUGCAGCCUCCAACAAUGGUGGGGUAGUCAAACUGCCCGAAAAAGAAGAUCCCCAUAUCAAAAUAUCCGAUUUUCCACCCGGGUUUCUCUUUGGAGCAGCCAGUUCUGCAUACCAAGUUGAAGGAGCCUAUCUUGAAGAUGGUAAAUCCCUCAGCAACUGGGAUGUAUUUUGUCAUUCUGUAGGUUGUGGAGAAAAUGGAGAGAAUGGAGAUAUUGCAGAUGAUCAUUAUCACCACUUUUUGGAAGAUAUUGAGAUGAUGCAUUCCCUUGGUCUUAAAGUUUACAGAUUUUCGAUUUCAUGGGCUAGAAUUCUUCCACGAGGAAGGUUUGGUGAAGUUAAUCCUGCUGGCAUCAUGUUCUAUAACAAGAUAAUAGACAAUCUGAUUCUCAAAGGAAUCGAGCCAUUUGUGACGCUUUACCAUGGCGAUUUUCCUCAUGAACUUGAAGAGAGAUAUGGGUCUUGGCUCAAUGCUGAAAUGAAGGACGACUUUGUACAUAUGGCAGAAAUUUGUUUCAAGUCGUUUGGAGACCGAGUGAAGUAUUGGAUCACAAUCAAUGAACCUAACCUAGUAACACAAUAUGCUUAUGGAACGGGGAUUUUCCCCCCUAGUCGUUGUUCAGAGCCUUUUGGCAACUGUCUUGCUGGAAAUUCGGAUGUCGAGCCUCUCAUUGCUAUGCACAACAUGUUACUGGCCCAUGGCGUGGCAGCGAAGCUAUACCGUCGGAAGUUUCAGAGUAAACAAGGUGGAUCGAUUGGUCUUGCUCUACAUUGUGACAUGUUCGAACCAUUAACUGAGAGUGAGCUUGAUCGCAAUGCUGCCAAAAGGGCCUUUGCUUUCAAUAUUGGCUGGUCACUUGAUCCCUUAAUAUUUGGAGAAUAUCCUGAAGAAAUGCAAGAAUACCUUGGAAGUGCAUUACCGAGUUUCUCUGUCGACGAAAAAAAUUUAGUGAAGAACAGUAUUGAUUUUAUUGGCAUCAACCAUUACACGACUACAUAUACCAAGGAUUGUACCAACUCUAGUUGCUCUCCAACUGCUGAUCGUGCAAUCCAAGGUUUUCUAGACACUACUGGAGAGCGCAGUGGUGUGCCAAUCGGUGAACUUACGGGGUUAGAAGGCUUAUAUGUUGUUCCUAGAGGCAUGGAGGAGAUUGUUAAUUGUAUCAAGAUUCGGUACAAUAAUAAACCCAUGAUUAUUACUGAAAAUGGGUAUUCUUCACCCGUCAUGCAGGAGGAACGAAUCGAUGAGCUUGUGAAUGACGUCAAACGAAUUGAAUUUCACACAGCAUACCUUGCUUCUUUAGCCAGAUCUAUCAGAGGGGGAGCAGAUGUGCGCGGAUAUUUCGUGUGGUCAUUGAUGGAUAGCUACGAAUGGCUGCAAGGUUACAAUUUGAGGUUCGGGUUACACUAUGUUGACCGUCAAAAGCUAACUCGGAUUCCCAAGCUUUCUGCACGAUGGUAUAAGAGUUUCUUAACGAACAGCAGCUAUGUUAUUGGUAAGGAAGCAUUAAGACACGAAAGGUCAUUUCAGGACGAUACGAUGCUUGAAAAAGCAGAUGCAUAGAAGACUUUUAUGCUAGAAGCUUGUAUGCCAUGUUAGUAAUUCUUCCUCCUUCUGCUGUUCUGUUUUCUGUUCAUGUAAUUGAACCAUUUCAAGAAUGGAUUAUUGAUCCACUUCUCUCAUUCAUUGAUAGUCUGUCUGCAUUCAGACCAAUAAUUGGCCUUUGGCUUAUUGUAUCAUUCUAUCACUUUCCUAUGUACCCAUGAUUCAUGAUCUAUAAGAUUCAUUUGGUUUUUUAUGUUA
Cynara cardunculus var. scolymus (artichoke) is the source of this 1990-nucleotide messenger RNA. Its product is annotated as beta-glucosidase 18-like. Gene Ontology annotation, biological process: carbohydrate metabolic process. NCBI's taxonomy places the organism in Eukaryota, Viridiplantae, Streptophyta, Magnoliopsida, Asterales, Asteraceae. The coding region runs from base 443 to 1750 and encodes 435 amino acids. Gene Ontology annotation, molecular function: beta-glucosidase activity. The transcript has 13 exons. The record is from RefSeq and is a predicted model, not a curated record.